CGCUGAGGCAUGUGGAGCUCAGCACAGCGUCGUGUUUGGUGGUACAUGGGGAGCCAGAUCCUUCUGCCUUCAUCCGUGCAUGUGCCACGGAGCCUAUCCCAGUUCCUGUGCGUUUUCCAUAUGUGUGUGCAGGAGGAACAGAAAAUACUACUGAUCAUCGACAAGGAGAUUAACCCCUUUGUGGACCAGUGGGAAGAAGAAGGACAGUUCCCCGCACAUAAAAUAUUUAAAAUCCUAGGACAGGCUGGAUUCCUUGGUGUGGAUAAGCCAACAGAAUAUGGUGGCAUGGGCUUGGACUUCUCGUAUAACGUUGCAGUGGCAGAAGAACUGGGAUAUAUCCGCUGCGGAGGUAUUCCGAUGGCUAUUGGAGUGCAAGUUGGCAUGACUACGCCCGCUCUAACAAGGUUUGGUUCAGAUGAGUUGAAAAAACAGUUCCUUGUGCCAACUAUAGCUGGAGAUUCUGUGGCUUGUUUGGGAAUCAGUGAAGUUGGAGCUGGAUCAGAUGUUGCAAAUAUCAAGACAACAGCUGUGAGAAAAGGCGAUGAGUACAUCAUAAAUGGUGGUAAGAUGUGGACUACAUCGGGGUGCCAAGCAGACUGGAUGUGUCUUCUGGCAAAUACCAGUAAAGGACCUCCCCAUCAAAAUAAAUCUCUUAUAUGUCUGCCAAUGAAUCUACCUGGCAUUCACGUUGCUAAAAAGAUAGACAAACUGGGCAUGAGGUCAUCGGACACAGCUCAGAUCUUUUUUGAAGACGUAAGAGUCCCCAGCAAAAACCUCAUCGGUGAGGAAGGAAUGGGUUUUACAUAUCAGAUGUUGCAAUUCCAAGAAGAGCGGCUGUGGGGAGUAGCCACUGUCCUGACACCACUGGAAAAUAUAAUACAAGAAACUAUUGACUACACUCGCCAGAGAAAAGCUUUUGAUCAGUCCAUACUGCAUAACCAAGCAGUGCACUUCCGCCUGGCAGAGCUAGCAACAGAGGUGGAACUCCUUCGCUCUCUGCUGUACCGGACUGUUGCUCUCUAUAUAGAAGGCAAUGAUGUGACCAAACUUGCUUCCAUGGCUAAGCUAAAGGCAGGUCGUGUGGCACGUGAGGUGACUGAUAGUUGUCUUCAAUUUUGGGGAGGAAUGGGAUUCACCAGUGAGGUCCUGGUGAGCAGAUUUUACAGAGACUUGAGAUUAAUGUCAAUAGGAGGUGGUACGGAUGAAACCAUGCUUUCUAUCAUAUGCAAAUACAUGAAAACACUUCCAAAAAAGUAGCCCAUCUCUCCUUUCUUGAAAGGACUCAAGAGCAUGGCUUUUACUACAUACCAAAGGUAACAGGGUAAUGCACAUUUCAACAGUAAAAUAAGGAGAAAACUUACCAGUAAUUUUGCCAAUGAAAUGCUCAUCACAGCCUUUGACCAGUAUUACUUGUUUUACAUAGUCUCCAAUAUUAAAUUUGUUGAUGAGAAGCAGUCUGAAAGCGUAUGGUCUACUGCAAGAUUUUUUUCAUUUAGUGAAGUGGUUACUGCUUUGAGCAGUCUAGCACGCUGUACUAAGCACCUAUACUAAGCACCUGUGUUCUUUAGCCAAUGUAUACCGACACUUUAGCGUAUCUAACCCACCAAUUAAACAUACGGCUACAGUUAGAAUUCCCCUAGUACCCUAAACAAAUUUCAGGGUAAAGUUAUCCUAAAUUUACUGAUCUUGAAAGCAAAGUAUUAUGGCACAAAUUAUUCCAAGUCAAAUAUGCGAUCAAUAAUUUUGCUGUCAAUUAACUGUACCUUCCACAGCUUUCACUUUUAGCUAGUAAUCGUCAAAUUGAGUUUCUUCAACAGAGCUGAGUCAAAAUCCCAAGUUUCUCUCUAACACAGUAGCACAGGGAACUGUGAUCUUCAAUUCAUUCACUUUUACUUGUACUAUGCUCUGUCAUUGACAUUUGGUGGUGGGACUGAGAGUUGACUUUUUUGUUUUUAAUGUUUACAAACAACUGUUUAAUUAUAUGUUAAGCUUUUGGAAGCCUGAAUUUCCUCAGUAAGAUUAUUAUGUUUUGUCUGGAAUCAUUAACGAAAAAAUUAAAGCUGAACAUGUUAAUAACAAA
Rhea pennata is the source of this 2080-nucleotide messenger RNA. RefSeq names its product probable acyl-CoA dehydrogenase 6. Gene Ontology annotation, molecular function: flavin adenine dinucleotide binding. The coding region runs from base 10 to 1257 and encodes 415 amino acids. The record is from RefSeq and is a predicted model, not a curated record. The transcript is spliced from 9 exons. Lineage: Eukaryota; Metazoa; Chordata; Aves; Rheiformes; Rheidae. Gene Ontology annotation, biological process: fatty acid beta-oxidation using acyl-CoA dehydrogenase; butyrate catabolic process. Gene Ontology annotation, cellular component: mitochondrion.